This is a messenger RNA of Racocetra persica, 138 nucleotides long. The record is from the annotation of a GenBank genome assembly. NCBI's taxonomy places the organism in Eukaryota, Fungi, Glomeromycota, Glomeromycetes, Diversisporales, Gigasporaceae.
UAAAUCAAGAUCAUGAACAAUUUGAUGAUUUAAAGAUCCAUUUACCUGUUGCUCCUAAUUCAGAUGAUGUUAACGAUAGUAUUUGGCCAGCUUGGGCUUUACCAGAUAAUCAUAAUGAUACUGAUCAUGAAUUUGAAU